AUGAGAGAAAUUGUUCACAUUCAAGCAGGCCAGUGCGGUAAUCAAAUUGGCGCGAAGUUCUGGGAAGUUAUUUCUGAUGAACAUGGCAUAGACCCAACAGGAACAUAUCAUGGUGAUUCUGAUCUCCAAUUAGAAAGAAUUGAUGUCUAUUAUAAUGAAGCUUCUGGAGGCAAAUAUGUUCCCAGAGCUUUAUUGGUGGACCUUGAACCUGGAACAAUGGAUUCUGUUCGAUCUGGGCCAUUUGGACAAUUAUUCAGACCAGAUAAUUUUAUUUUUGGUCAAAGUGGAGCAGGAAAUAAUUGGGCUAAAGGUCACUAUACAGAAGGUGCGGAACUUGUAGAUAGUGUAAUGGAUGUUGUGAGGAAAGAAUCUGAAGGGUGUGACUGUUUGCAAGGAUUUCAACUGACUCAUUCUCUUGGUGGUGGGACUGGAUCUGGAAUGGGUACUCUGCUGAUUUCUAAAAUAAGAGAAGAAUAUCCAGAUCGUAUAAUGACAACAUUUUCUGUUGUUCCGUCUCCUAAAGUAUCAGACACAGUUGUAGAACCCUACAAUGCUACUUUAUCUGUACAUCAGUUAGUUGAAAACACUGAUGAAACCUUUUGUAUUGACAAUGAAGCAUUAUAUGACAUUUGCUUCAGAACGCUUAAACUAACUUCUCCUUCAUAUGGAGAUCUGAAUCAUUUAGUUUCAGCCACGAUGUCUGGUGUCACAACAUGUUUAAGAUUUCCUGGCCAAUUAAAUGCUGAUCUGAGAAAAUUAGCUGUAAAUAUGGUACCAUUUCCACGUUUACAUUUUUUCAUGCCAGGUUUUGCACCUCUCACCUCUAGGGGCAGUCAGCAGUAUAGAGCUCUAUCAGUUCCUGAACUUACUCAACAGAUGUUUGAUGCGAAAAACAUGAUGGCUGCAUGUGAUCCAAGACAUGGAAGAUAUUUGACUGUUGCAGCAAUGUUCAGAGGACGAAUGAGCAUGAAAGAAGUAGAUGAACAAAUGUUGAAUGUUCAGAAUAAAAACAGCAGUUACUUUGUGGAAUGGAUUCCAAAUAAUGUGAAGAUUGCAGUGUGCGAUAUCCCUCCUCGGGGUCUAAAAAUGUCUGCAACAUUUGUUGGCAAUUCAACAGCUAUUCAAGAAAUAUUCAAAAGGAUAUCUGAACAAUUCACUGCAAUGUUCCGCAGAAAAGCUUUCUUGCAUUGGUACACUGGAGAAGGUAUGGAUGAGAUGGAAUUUACUGAAGCAGAAUCUAACAUGAUUGAUUUAGUAUCAGAAUACCAACAGUACCAAGAAGCAACUGCAGAUGAUGAAGCAGAAUUUGAAAAUGAAGAAGAACCUGCUGAUGAGAACUGAUUAUUUUGUAUUAAAAUAUUGUAUUUAGUUUUUCAAAUUUUUUAAUGCCUAUAAUGAAUAAAUUUUUCAAACCUGCAA
This is a messenger RNA of Stegodyphus dumicola, 1419 nucleotides long. RefSeq names its product tubulin beta-2 chain-like. Lineage: Eukaryota; Metazoa; Arthropoda; Arachnida; Araneae; Eresidae. Gene Ontology annotation, molecular function: GTPase activity; GTP binding; structural constituent of cytoskeleton. The record is from RefSeq and is a predicted model, not a curated record. Gene Ontology annotation, cellular component: microtubule. Gene Ontology annotation, biological process: microtubule-based process.